Pongo pygmaeus (Bornean orangutan) is the source of this 1426-nucleotide messenger RNA. It is a transcript of the gene RHBG, whose product is annotated as Rh family B glycoprotein. Lineage: Eukaryota; Metazoa; Chordata; Mammalia; Primates; Hominidae. Gene Ontology annotation, cellular component: plasma membrane. Gene Ontology annotation, biological process: ammonium homeostasis; ammonium transmembrane transport. The record is from RefSeq and is a predicted model, not a curated record. Gene Ontology annotation, molecular function: ammonium channel activity.
AUGGCCGGGUCUCCUAGUCGCGCCGCGGGCCGGCGACUGCAGCUUCCCCUGCUGUCCUUCCUCCAGGGCGCCACUGCCGUCCUCUUUGCUGUCUUUGUCCGCUACAACCACAAAACCGACGCUGCCCUCUGGCACCGGGGCAACCACAGUAAUGCGGACAAUGAAUUUUACUUUCGCUACCCAAGCUUCCAGGACGUGCAUGCCAUGGUCUUCAUGGGCUUUGGCUUCCUCAUGGUCUUCCUGCAGCAUUGCGGCUUCAGCAGCGUGGGCUUCACCUUCCUCCUGGCCGCCUUUGCCCUGCAGUGGUCCACACUGGUCCAGGGCGUUCUCCACUGCUUCCGCGGUGGCCACAUCCAUGUUGGCGUGGAGAGCAUGAUCAACGCUGACUUUUGUGCGGGGGCCGUGCUCAUCUCCUUUGGUGCCGUCCUGGGCAAGACCGGGCCUGCACAGCUGCUGCUCAUGGCCCUGCUGGAGGUGGUGCUGUUUGGCAUCAAUAAGUUUGUGCUCCUUCAUCUCCUGGGGGUGAGAGAUGCCGGAGGCUCCAUGACUAUCCACACCUUUGGUGCCUACUUCGGGCUCGUCCUUUCGCAGGUUCUGUACAGGCCCCAGCUGGAGAAGAGCAAGCACCGCCAGGUCUACCAUUCAGACCUCUUCGCCAUGAUUGGGACCAUCUUCCUGUGGAUUUUCUGGCCUAGCUUCAAUGCUGCACUCACAUCGCUGGGGGCUGGGCAGCAUCGGACGGCCCUCAACACAUACUACUCCCUGGCUGCCAGCACCCUUGGCACCUUUGCCUUGUCAGCCCUUGUAGGGGAAGAUGGGAGGCUUGACAUGGUCCACAUCCAAAAUGCAGCGCUGGCUGGAGGGGUUGUGGUGGGGACCUCAAGUGAAAUGAUGCUGACACCGUUUGGGGCUCUGGCAGCUGGCUUCUUGGCUGGGACUGUCUCCACGCUGGGGUACAAGUUCUUCACGCCCAUCCUUGAAUCGAAAUUCAAAGUCCAAGACACAUGUGGAGUCCACAACCUCCAUGGGAUGCCGGGGGUCCUGGGGGUCCUCCUGGGGGUCCUUGUGGCUGGGCUUGCCACCCAUGAAGCUUACGGAGAUGGCCUGGAGAGUGUGUUUCCACUCAUAGCCGAGGGCCAGCGCAGUGCCACGUCACAGGCCAUGUACCAGCUCUUCGGGCUGUUUGUCACACUGAUGUUUGCCUCUGUGGGUGGGGGCCUCGGAGGGCUCCUGCUGAAGCUACCCUUUCUGGACUCCCCCCCAGACUCCCAGUGCUACGAGGACCAAGUUCACUGGCAGGUGCCUGGCCAGCAUGAGGAUAAAGCCCAGAGACCUCUGAGGGAGGAGGCAGACACUCAGGCCUAACCCACUGCUGGCCCCUGAGGACACGUUCCUUUUCGGAGAUGCUGACUGGCUGCUACUAGGA